This is a messenger RNA of Scatophagus argus, 2063 nucleotides long. RefSeq names its product receptor-interacting serine-threonine kinase 3 (gene ripk3). Bases 266 to 1852 code for a protein of 528 amino acids. Gene Ontology annotation, biological process: protein phosphorylation. The transcript has 14 exons. Lineage: Eukaryota; Metazoa; Chordata; Actinopteri; Scatophagidae. Gene Ontology annotation, molecular function: JUN kinase kinase kinase activity; ATP binding. The record is from RefSeq and is a predicted model, not a curated record.
AUGGGAUGUGUUGCUUUCACUUCUGCUUUAGCCUGUUUGGGAGGAACAGGAGCUGCUGCCGCGAGUAGAAAGUCACCGAAUGAGCAGGAGGGUUUUUACAUUCUUUGACUUCAGCCUUCGGUGCCAUUUAAUGAUGAGGAAGAAGAGUCUAUCCCUGAGGGUUGACAGAUAGAAGGAACUACAGCAUGACAACUAGGAAGGGGAGAAGAGUUGAAGUGAGGAUUUUUAAACGUUGAGUUCAAGAGAAAAGGCAAAUAAUUGAACUAUGGCCAGUUGUCAAGCUCCUGUGUUGAUUGAAGACUCCAAGCUGGUGGACUGGAAGGUGAUUGGCUCUGGGGGAUUUGGACAAAUCUUCAAAGCCAGGCAUCUCGACUGGUGCUGCGAUGUGGCCAUCAAGCUGCUUCAUUAUGAUAAUGGGAGCAGUGCGUCGCUGCUGCGUGAGGUCGACAUGAUGCGUAAGGGAAGCAGCCCCUUUGUUAUUCAAGUCCUCGGAGUCUUCAGAGGUCGAUCGCCCACUUGUGGCCCAUCAACACAGGUCGGCCUGGUCAUGGAAUUCAUGGAGAGAGGAUCACUGGCCUCCCUACAGGUCAGUUUAUGUGAAACUCCGCCCUGGCCCCUGGUUUUCAGGCUGGCCCACCAGGUGGCUCUGGGUAUAAACUUCCUCCACAAUCUGUCCCCUGCCGUGCUGCACCUCGACCUGAAGCCCAACAACGUGCUGCUGGACCCCCAUCUCAAUGCCAAGCUCACAGAUUUUGGCCUUGCUCGGGUUCACCACAGCGUCUCGCGACUUUCCAAGAAAGAUGGUGAAGAGGACGGAGGGGCGAUCAGCUACAUGCCACCAGAGGCUUUUGACUUAUCGUACAGCCCCACCCGAGCCUCCGACAUCUACAGCUAUGGUAUACUCUUAUGGUCCGUCGUAACAGGGAAGCAACCAUAUGCAAAUGUAAUGUCCAGCAUAGUGCGCUUUCGCAUCCCACGGGGAGACCGUCCAUCGCUGGAUGAGAUCAGGAGUCUGGCUGUGGGGCGUGCAGGGCUGACUAGACUGUUGAAGCUCAUGGAGAGGUGCUGGAGGGAAAAACCCAAGGAAAGGCCCUCCUCACAUGAGUGUACAACUGAGACAGAGGAACUGUAUAAGAUGCACAAACAUACAAUUAAUGAUGCGGUCUACCAAGUGCUACAGAAACUGGAUGAAAAUGAAGAACAAAUCAGAAAAGAAGACGCUCAGAGGCUCACUCAGGCUGCAGUGACUACCAGAGUUAAAGUAAAUGGUGGUGAUGUGCUGACUGGGGGUCCACCAGUUCAGGAAAGGGCUGGCGGUUGGACUGCAAAUCAAAGAGACGAAGGUGUGCCGUCACUUCAGUCUGCAGAUGUGUACAAUGUUGUCGUGGACCACUCAUCGACAGACUGUAAAGCAAAAGUGUCCUCUGUUCACCCCAUUGGACCGUCAUCACAUCUUUCUUCGCACAGGAGGUCGCCUCAAAGCACUGCAGCAGAAACUACACGGCAGGAUUUUUUGCAAAACCAGGGGCACAUUCGGUCUGGAAACGGCAUGCACCGUUUGGCCACUGGUUAUCGGCCCGUUCCUCUAAACGGUGUGAAAUGGUGUUCACCAGGCUUUGAGCGUCAGCUUUCCAGCCCUGAGCCGUUGCCCUGCUAUCCUCCGCACGCUGCCCAUGCAAUCCACAUCCACCUGAGCCAGGUGACCGGACUUCAGCACGGCGACAACAACACCAUGAACAUCUACGGCACAGACCCCAUAGAGAGGAGACGGCACCCGACAGCACCAUCUAGCGUCAACCUCCCACCGCCACAUGCAGGACGGAGGAGGAACAAGCCAGGAGGGGUUGGCUGAGUUCACAGAGUUCUCAAUUAUUUUUUUUUGUUUCCAGUUCUCCAUGCUUUAUUUUCCCUUCUUGCACAACAGGAAGCUCAUGUUUUGUAAGAGAAGCUCCCUGUAAGAAGGCAUAACGUUUUGCAUUUUAAAAAAAAAAAAGGAAAAAAAGAAAAAAAAAGAAAGUCUUUCCACUUUUGCUUUUUAAAUCUGGGCAGGAUUCAGAUGUUGU